Molecule: messenger RNA, 3242 nt
Organism: Marmota monax (woodchuck)
Lineage: Eukaryota; Metazoa; Chordata; Mammalia; Rodentia; Sciuridae
Gene: Cdk10
Product: cyclin dependent kinase 10
Exons: 13
Coding region: 1838-2707 (289 amino acids)
Biological process (GO): regulation of mitotic cell cycle; protein phosphorylation
Cellular component (GO): nucleus
Molecular function (GO): ATP binding; cyclin-dependent protein serine/threonine kinase activity
Source: RefSeq, a predicted model, not a curated record
GACGGGCCCGGCUGACGGCCUCCCGGGGACGGGGCGGGGCGAGGCCCGGCCUCCCGCGAGGGCAGACUCCCAGCUCCUACCCCUGCUUUCCCGAUUCCGCCCGCGACGGGCUCCGCCGCCGCAGCUGGUGCUGGGCGAGAACUUGGCGGCCUGCUUCCCCUCUCCAUCUGCGCCUGGGCUCUUCGGGGCCGGCAGCCCUCUCUGGGGACCUGUGCCGCCACUUCCGUUACUGUCUCUUUUGUGGGAUGAAGGCGCUGAACGAUUUUUACCAAGGUGGACACAUGGUGUAAGGAAAGCGGGGUUGUGUUUCCAAGAAUCAAGAGCUGGGCAUGAAUCCCAGCCGCUUGGGAAGCUGAGGCAGGAGGAUGGGGAGCUCAAAGCCAGCCUCAGCAGUUUAGCGAGGCCCUGUCUCUAAAAUAUUGAAAAAGGCUGGGAUGAGGCUCAGUGAAUGGUUAAGCGCCCCUGGGUUCACUCCCUGGCACCAAAAUAAAUAAACAAACAAAUAAUGGUCGUGGCCCAAUGGGAGGACAGGCAACGUGCAUAAUUAGCAGUGCCUGGAGACCUGGAAGUCUCUAGGGUCUUAGGAGUCGCGUUCAGCUGGGGCCAGGACGAGAUUGGCAGAAGAACUGGCAUUUCUUUUGGACCAGGAAGUGUGAUCAGAUUGGACACAGAUGAGAAGGGUGGCAUGCCACACUCAGGAGGCAGGGGCAGAGCAGGAGGGUCACAGUGUGGGCAGGAGGUGCCAGCAGAGCAGCAGUGUGAGGAGGAAUGAGACCCUGCAGGGAGCCAGGCCAGUUGCCUCUAGGUCUCAGAGUAACAAGACAAGAGAAGGGAAACCAGGAGAGGCUGUUGGAAUCAGAACCCUGCUGCAGACACUGCUUACAUCCAAGGAGAAGUGCUCAUUCCCUUCUCCAGAGGCACCACAUCAUGCAGGGUUGUCAGGGUGCAGGCUCUCUGGGUGGGCAGAGCUUUAUCUCCUCUCUUCACUAACAUCCUAGAAAGGCAGCUGUUUUCCACACGGUGGGCCAUGGUGGUUUUUUUUUGUGGUACUGGGGCUUGAAGCCACGGCCUUGAGCAUGCUGGCAAGCAGUCCACCGCUGAGCUGCAUCCUAGCCCUCUUCUGCCUUGUUGCUCCCCCUGUUCUCAGCCAUUCCCAGCCUCCCUGGAGGGGAGUGGGUGGUAGCCAGCUUCCUUUGACCUGGAAGACACACGUGGCCAGGUGCCACUGAACAGUGCUUCUUUUCUUCUGUUUUUCUUUUCUUUUUUUGAUACAAGAGAUUGAAUCAAAGUGUUCUUUUCUUCCACUGAGCUACAUCCCCAGCCCAUUUUAGUUUUUAUUUUGAGACGGGAUCUCGCUAAGUUGGUGAGGCUGGCCUGGAACUUGGGAUCCUCCUGCCUCAGCCUCCUGAGUGGCUGAAUUACUGGCCUGCGCCACCCUGCCCAGCCUGAGCCAUGUUUCUUCACACAGAGGAGGUAGUGACUGGAUGGUGACGAUAGUACUCUCUGCCAUAAUGGUGUUGCUGUGCACAGUGGUGACUGUUGUAGACAGCAGGCAUGCAGACUGGGAUGGAGAAGGAGUGGCUAGGCCACCUCUGUAUUUCGUUCAAAGUGGGCCCAGUAUCAUCCUCCCCCUUUUCUCAUCAGAGAAGCCCAAGUGUGUGGCUGCUUUUCUCUUUGGUGAGCAGGACAUGGGUGGACUUCCCAGUGCCAGCUGGGGCGAUGCCGGAGCGUGAAGGAGUUUGAGAAGCUGAACCGCAUUGGCGAGGGCACCUAUGGCAUUGUGUAUCGGGCCCGCGACACACAGACAGACGAGAUCGUUGCCCUGAAGAAGGUGCGAAUGGACAAGGAGAAGGAUGGCAUCCCCAUCAGCAGCCUGCGGGAGAUCACUCUGCUCCUGCGCCUUCGCCACCCAAACAUUGUGGAGCUCAAGGAGGUGGUUGUCGGGAACCACCUGGAGAGCAUCUUCCUGGUGAUGGGUUAUUGUGAACAGGACCUGGCCAGCCUCCUAGAGAAUAUGCCGACGCCCUUCUCUGAAGCUCAGGUCAAGUGCAUUGUGCUGCAGGUGCUCCGCGGCCUCCAGUACCUUCACAGGAACUUCAUCAUUCACAGGGACCUGAAGGUGUCCAACCUGCUCAUGACUGACAAGGGCUGUGUGAAGACAGCGGAUUUUGGCCUGGCCCGGGCCUACGGUGUGCCAGUCAAGCCAAUGACCCCCAAGGUGGUCACCCUCUGGUACCGUGCGCCUGAGCUGCUGCUGGGAACCACCACCCAGACCACCAGCAUCGAUAUGUGGGCGGUGGGUUGCGUUCUAGCUGAGCUGUUGGCCCACAAGCCCCUUCUCCCAGGCACCUCUGAGAUUCACCAGAUUGACCUAAUCGUGCAGCUGCUGGGGACACCCAGCGAAAACAUCUGGCCGGGUUUCUCAAAGCUGCCCCUGGCUGGCCAGUACAGCCUGAGGAAACAGCCGUACAACAACCUCAAGCACAAGUUCCCCUGGCUCUCAGAGGCUGGACUACGCCUGCUGAAUUUCCUCUUCAUGUAUGACCCCAAGAAAAGGGCAACCGCGGGAGACUGCCUGGAGAGCUCCUACUUCAAGGAGAAGCCCCUGCCCUGUGAGCCGGAGCUCAUGCCCACCUUCCCCCACCACCGAAAUAAGCGAGCUGCCCCGGCCACUGCAGAGAGCCAGAGCAAGCGGUGUAAGCCCUGAGGUGGGCCUGCGUCAGAUGGCCAGGCCUGCAGUGGACUGGGAAUGCCCCUGCAAGUCAGGUUAGGCCUCCUGGGAAGUUGGCAUGCAGCUGGUCCCCAGGCUACCCUCGACCAUCCUGUUCCUUGAGCUGACUCCACCCUGCCUGUGCCCAGAACCAGGCAGGUAUGGACUUGGGGUGCAGUAGGGGCGGGAGCUGCAGCCUGUGUACCCAGGUGAGCUGAGUUGUUGUGGCAACACCUGGUGGCUGUGCAGGGUCUUGUCUGGCAGAAACUCCUGAGAGGAGGACACACUGGUGCUGAAAUCUCAGGCGGUACAACUUAGUGGGGUCUUGGAGCCAGGGGUGGGCACUGGCCUCUGAGGACUGCUGUGCUGUUGCCUCUUGGUCACAGGGGCUGCACAGGGCUCAGAGAAGCUGUGGUGACCCUGGGCAGGGCUGGGAAGGGGGGCACCCUUGAAACUCCUAAGAGAAGCAGCUGGCUCCCAUCCUGAGCAAGAGAAACACUCUCCUAAUAGACCUGGUUUCACCAUUGUUUAA